CUCCUUCUUCCUCCCUUGGCCGUCGGGGAGAGGCCGCUGCCGCUGCUGCCGCCGGCGAUGUCUGCGCUGGAGUGGUUCGCGCACAAGUCCCUGGGCGGCGGGAUCUUCUGGAUCCAGGAGCGCUUCUACGAGUCCGGCAACCGGGCCAACAUCUGGCUGGUGCGGGGCUCCCAGAGGGACGUGGUCAUCGACACCGGGCUCGGCCUCCGCAGCCUCCCGGACUACCUGCGCUUGGCGGGGCUGCUGGACGCCGCCUCCUCCUCUUCCUCCUCCUCCGAGGCGCCGCCGCCGGCGAAGCCGGAGGGGGUCCCCGGGGCGCGUCCCUUGCUGGCGGUGGCCACCCACGUCCACUUCGACCACGCCGGGGGGCUGCACCAGUUCCCGGAGGUGGCCGUCCACCGAGCCGAGGCCGGGGCGCUGCGCCGCGGGGACAACUACGAGACGGUGACCUGGCUCUCGGGCCGGGAGGUGGUCCGCCCGCCGGCCCCCAGCUGGAGCGCCAGGCAGUUCCGCGUCCGCCCCGUCCAGCCCACGCUCCUCCUCCAGGAGGGGGAUGUGAUCAGCCUUGGUGAUAGACAGCUCACUGUCAUGCACAUGCCUGGGCAUUCAAGAGGAAGUAUUUGUUUGCAUGACAGAGAACGGAAGAUACUGUUCAGUGGAGACGUUGUAUAUGAUGGCUCAAUGAUUGACUGGCUUCCUUACAGCAGGAUAAAUGACUAUGUUUCAUCCUGCCAGCGACUGAUAGAAUUAGUGAAUACGGGCCUUGUGGAGAAAGUCCUUCCGGGGCAUUUCAACACAUUUGGUCCUGAACGACUUUAUCAUUUGGCUUCAAACUACAUUUCUAACGCUGGGAUUUGUCACAAAGUUUCAGCAUGUGCAAUGAGAUCAGUCGCAAGCAUAGCACUUCGUGCCACAAAUUCUAGAACAACUUCAUAGGAUAACAUAUUUAAUGUUCAGUUGUCAAACCCAAUAAUGUAUGUUAGUUUCUUUAAUGAAAAAAUUGGCUGUUAAGCCAUAAACUUAUUUUUAUCUACUUCAUUUCUAUUUUUAAAAUUAAAAUAAAAUGCCAAUAUAAGCUAGUAGCUGUGCCAAAGCUACUUAUUUUCUUUCUUUCUUUUUUCUUUUUCAGGCAGGUUUGCACAUAUAUUGAGUGCUGUCUCACAGAUAUUCUCAUGUUGUUUUGUAUAUUAAAGCAUUCUGAAGCAUAUGAUAUGCACUUGUUUUGCACUUGUGUCAAAUUUUAUGAUGAGAUCUUGAAUUAGGUAUUUGAGUCGAAAGCAUAGAUUAAAUGGCUGGUCUUUAAUUGUGGGUGUGGGUUGGGAGAUUCAGAACAUUCCUCUGUCUCAAUGGAUGCACUAGGCUUAAGUAUUCAAUAAUUUAUUUUUAUUGAAUGGGUGAAUGUAACCUGUAGUUAUUACCAAAUAUUAAGGUUGUAUUAUAUAUUGUUACUUUUCUUCAAUUGUGUUGCAUUUGGCUUUUGUUUCCAAAACAAGUGAAAUAGCAGUAAAUAUUUGAAGAAUAUUGCUUGCUCUGUAAAUGUGACCAUUGUUUAAGUGUGAGUGUGUGUAACUGUUAAGGCUUCCGGUCUGAUAAUUUUAUAUAUAGUACACAUGCCCAAGAUCAAUGAUUUCUUUAGUACAGCAGCUGGAGAAAAAGCACAGCUUUUGUUAGCUACAAAUGGUUAGAUGCAUCAAGUAAAAUGGUUAAUGGAAGAAGAAGAAUUUAAUGCUUUUGGGGAGGCAUUUAGCAAAAACCACACCUUUGGGUCAGUUUGUGUGUCUUUGGAUCUUUGCAGAUUACACAUGUGAGCAGAACUUUAGGUAAAAGUUUUGCAAACUCCUAAAGCUGUUUUUCCUUAUUUUCCCCAAUUUGUGUAGUACUGACCUUCAAGCAACUUAACAAAACCCCUUUUCACUUGUCUUUUCUUUUUGAUUAUACAUAUAAUAAACUCUGUGUAACCCUCUGGAAUAUUACUAGUUUCCUAUGCGAAGACUGUUUUUUGUGUCUUAUAAUUGUGAAAUGGAAACUAAUUUGAUUAUUAAGUAUUCCGUAAGAAAGGUAUGGAAAGUGGCCCUUUCUUGUGAGAUCCAUAACAGCUUUAGAACUCUGUCUCAUCUUGCAAAUUUGUUUUUCAUCCUUCUGUCAAUACAUAGUAUUCCCUCUAAAUCAAAGAGUGCAUUGCACAUAGGACCUUAUCACACGGGGAGAAUCGGAGGUUUAAACAGCGAUUAUCUCAUGCAAAAUGCGAUGUCGCAAUUAAGAGUUUCACAUACAUCAGUAUUAAACAGGCAAUACUUAGGCAAUAAACAGCAACAAAUCAUUUUCAGGAUUUCCAUGUGAAUGAUU
Messenger RNA from Sceloporus undulatus (fence lizard), 2346 nucleotides. RefSeq names its product metallo-beta-lactamase domain containing 2 (gene MBLAC2). Bases 58 to 936 code for a protein of 292 amino acids. Lineage: Eukaryota; Metazoa; Chordata; Lepidosauria; Squamata; Phrynosomatidae. The record is from RefSeq and is a predicted model, not a curated record. The transcript has 2 exons.